AUGCACAGAUCACCUAAGACUAUAAAUGCUCCCCUGGAAGUUAAAGAGAACAACAGUAGAUACACUGAAGAGAAGGAAGAGGCCGUUUUCCCUGAUCUGUCAAAAGGCCAGAAGAUUUGCAAAGUGACUAAAUCAGAAGUAAAGGCAUCCAAGAAGGAGAAUUUAAGUGGUGGGAACCAGGCACAGUUGCAAAAAAGCGCCCUGAAACACAGCAAAGGCCUCAAGAAGGAAUCGUGCCGCAGCAAGGAGGAUGUUGUUAGCUGUCGGUUCACUGAAGGCUGUUUUGACACAUGGAAAGGGGAUAUGGUUGGUGAACCUACCUCGCCUUUGAACAGCAAGGAAAAAUUUUCAAGUCAAUCUGUUUCUUUAGGGGCUGAAUGCUAUUUGACCCCCAAUAGGCACAAAGCAGAAGAAAAAUCUGAUUGUGGAACAUCAGAGAAACAGAAGAAAAAACCUAUUGAUUUUGCAACUGUAACAGCUUCUGAAUUUGGGAUUACUCAAGAAAAUUUUACUAGGCACUCUAUAGGGAAGUCUCCAGCUUCACUAAAAUUUAGACGAAGAUCUACAAUUGGAGUACGGGGGUCACCAGAAAAUAACACCCUUAUUCAAUACCUUGCCCAACAGAGGAGCAACAGGCAAAAAGAAGGUUUUAUACAGCAGGUUAGUCCUUUUAAACGUGAAAACGUCAGAGUGUUGAAGGACAAGAUAAAUGCCUUUGAAACAUCUUUUAAUGCGGUACAAGAAGCUAAAGAGGAGACUCACUUCUCUGGACUGUCACAAGUGGCUGGUGCUUCCCGGGAAGCAGGCUGUUCUCAGAGCAAAGUACUUCUUACAAAAGAGAAGAACCUGGAUCAGUGGAGUGAAAAGUUCACAUCAGACAGCAGAGGAGCUGAUUUGAAGGAAAAUUUAAGACAAAAUUUGACCAACAGCAGUAAGUCUGAUACCAAGAUCUGCACCAUCUUGUCUUCAUGCCGAGAUGUGACUGUCACUGAACCUGCUGCUGCUGUUUCCAAGGAGUGGGUUUAUGAGCAGCACAAUCCUAUUGAGUCGUCGGAGGCUGUUCCAAUGAGAGGUAUCUUAGGAACAGGCCAUGAUUUCAGUUCUGACCAUCUCACUAAAGAUGUCAGAAGUAACGUUACGUCAGAUCUAAGCAGAAAGAAAGUUAGUUUUGGGGAAGAACUAAGCUUGGACAUAUUUGAUGAAAGCGAGCCCCCUACCACACCACCACGAAUGGGAAAUAUUUCACUGAGUGAACACACACAGAGUGGCUCCUGUCUGCAAUCUGCCUUGAAGAAAACACCAGUGAAGCAACAAAUGGAUGGCAUGGAGGAAUGCUCGAGCGAUGCUGUUGACAGAGGAGGAGGUGACUCUCUCACAGUCUCGGACUGUGCAAAAGUCUUUGAAGCGCUGCAAACAGAGGAAACUGAAAGAUGUAGCUCUGGAAAGCCAAAGAAGAAAAGAGUGACCUUUGGAGAAGUUCUAAGCCCAGAAAUAUUUGACGAAGCUUUGCCUGCAAAUACUCCGGUACGCAAAGGAGCCAUGCCAGUCCGUCACCCAGGGUUACAAAGUGAUAGCCCUUCUGCGAGCUCCAGUCUCACUGCAGAACCAUUAUCCCCGCCCAACUUUGAUUGCUGUGAUGAAAGUGUUGAGCCUCUUCAAGAGUUCGUGGAGGCUUCUGUUGCUGCAGAAGAUCUCUUACCUGUUGAAAAUGCAGAAGCAGAAACUGACAAAUCUGAUAAGAUAAAAACUCGUUCUUCUACUAAAAGCAAGCAUAGCACCAUUUCAGAGGGGACUGAUUUUAGCAUCUCAGGAGCCACAAACACUCAGAAGGUGAAAGAGACUGAAAAUCCAAGAAAGAACAAGUUUCAAAGGCAAAAGAAUAUAACCACAUCUGCUGCCAAGAAGACACAAAAAACAAAACGUACAACCUAUGGGAAAAGAAGAAAGAAAAAAGUAAAAAAGUCAUUAUAUGGAGAGAGAGAGAUGGCUUCUAAGAAACCCCUUCUCAGCCCUAUCCCUGAAAUUCCAGAGGUUUUCUCUUCUGCCUCGUCUCCAAACUUGCCAAAGGCAAAUGCCCUUUUUUUAGAAGACUUAUUUUUAGAUAAUACCAAAUCCGGGAGUGCUCGCAAGGACGUUCCACAGAAGCCAGUGGUUGAAAGAAUGAGAGGGAAGAACAUCACAGCAGCUGCUGUGUAUUCAAGCCCUGAGGACCUGGACGCUGCAGAAGCCAGCAGCUCCGGCGGGACAGCGUUCCAGGUGUCAGAGGGGGAUCAGUCAGGCAUUGAUCAUGAGUUUUCAAAGAUUGUGCCAGAUACAAAGUGUGGGUUUGAUACACCUGACUAUUUCCAACAAGGUACAGAGGCUGCAUGUGUAAAAGAGGUGAAAGAAAGUGGUUCCUUGAUAGAAAAUGAGAAAUUACAAGAAAAUCUCCUAAGUAAUGCAGAGCAGCUAACUGGGCUAGAAUUUCUGGAGCAGCAGGAUGCUGGUGUACCUGAGGCUGCCCAAAGAACUCAGUGUCCACAGAAAGAUUCUAGAAGAGGUGGCCCACUAAGGAGAAGGAGCAGUGCCAUCUGUUUUCCUCCUGUUGAUGAACUGGAAAUAACUGGAAACAAUUUUAAUGUGGAAGAAGUCUUAUCUGCUCCUCAACUAAAGCGUGACUCCUUAGGGCCUUUGAGAAGAAAGAGCGAUAACAGCCGUGAAAAGAGAGUGAGGCGCAGCAUGAGAUUACAUAAAGAUGCAGAAAUUAAAGGACUUGCGUGGGUUCAAGUACCCAGUGAGGUUGAAAGGAGCCCUCCCCUGCUGGCUUCUGCUCGCAAAAUCAGGAGAACAAUAAGCACGUCCGUCCUUACAGAAGCUGAGAAUGUUCACCACAGAGAGCGAAAUCUCAUCCACUUGCCAGCACCAGGGAAGGAGAACAACGACUCUGUUUGUUUUGCUGAUGGUCCUUGCAAAAGAUGGAGGGGGAGAAGAACGUGUGUAUCCACACCUCAAGAAACAAGCACUUGGUCUCAGACCCAGAAAAGGAGCAUAACAAAUUCUGUAUGUAGGAAGGACAAAAGUAACCAAAAGCACACUGAAGAAGUAGAAAUACCUCUUGAAAAUAACAUUUAG
Molecule: messenger RNA, 3111 nt
Organism: Leptosomus discolor (cuckoo roller)
Lineage: Eukaryota; Metazoa; Chordata; Aves; Leptosomiformes; Leptosomidae
Gene: CDCA2
Product: cell division cycle associated 2
Biological process (GO): regulation of mitotic nuclear division; regulation of chromosome segregation
Cellular component (GO): nucleus; chromosome
Source: RefSeq, a predicted model, not a curated record